UAUUUUCUUCAUAUAGGCCAGUCGUAUUUAUUUAAAUAACAUAUAAAAAUAUCCUUGGGACAUACACUAAAGAAACAUGUGCAUGAUUGGUACAUUUACUUUCUUGCCAAUACCAAUUAGGUAAUUUUAAAUCUGCGAUGAUGAGAUGAGUGUGGAAGAUGUCACGUCACAAGCAACAAACACGUGUAUCGCCAUUUUUAAAGCAAUGUUUCGUAACAUUCGGGGCAUCGGUGAACAUGGGCGGCGCGACAAUGGUGCUGGCCUACUCCACCGGACUGGUGCUGCAGCUCCGGAGACCUGGCUCCGAGAUCCCUGUCAGCAUCGCCGAGGAGUCCUGGAUUGCCGCUAUGCCAGCUGUAUUCAGCUUACUAGGAAGCUGUUUGACAGCCAUGGGGAUGUCUCUGAUCGGCCGCAGGUACACUCAGAUCGCGAGCAUCAUUGUCGUGAUCGUCGGCUGGCUUUUCAUCGUAUUCGCAAAGGACAUCACUGUCAUUCUCGUAGGACGCUUCUUCCACGGCAUAGCAAUGGGAGCCAGCAUGCUAUUGACUCCUAUAAUAAACGCUGAAUACUCCAGCCCAAAAUAUCGAGGAACGUUUAUGCCGGUCGCGAGUUUGCUGGCAUCUCUUAACGUAUUGAUCUCACACAGCACUGCAUUGUACUUGAGCUGGAGGACGAACGCUAUAAUUUGUACUGCCAUAGCUAUAGCCAAUUUACUGAUAGCUGUAUGCUCUCCAGAAUCUCCAAGUUGGUUAGCAGCUAGACGAAGGUACGAUGACUGCAGACAUGCCUUCCGGUGGCUGCGAGGUGACGACGAAGAAGAAGAAUUGACCAAUAUGAUCGACGCAUGUGAAAUGCUACACAAAUCAAAAAUAGAAAACGGCAAAGCUUCAAAUAUGACUAUCGGAAAGAAGAUUGCUGAGUUCAAAACGAUAAUGAUGAAGAAGGAAUUCUACAAACCAGUAUUAAUAAUGUUUCACGUGUACACGGCGGGGUUAUGGGCGGCAAGUUGGAUUCUGUCAACAUUCGUGUUUGAUCUCAUCCCUAGUGUGGUGGGGGAAGGUUACAAUCACCACGCUCUGGGUUUGAAUAUCCACAGAUUUGUAGGAGGUGUUGUAGCUAUUUAUUUCAUAACGAAAAUUAGAAGAAGAGUUUUAUUUCUGGUGGUAUCUGCUUUGACAGUGAUAAUUUUACUAGCCACUGCAGCGUUUACUUAUGCAAAAUCAAUAGGCGUUUUGACGUCUGAUUUACCAGCUUUAGGAUUAUUUUUACUGCAUUUACACACGGUCGUUUUAGCUAUUUGUAUGAUGCCUUUGCCGUUUAUCAUAGGUGGAGAAAUAUUCCCUUUGAGGUACAAAAGUUUUGGGAGUGGUGUGAGCAGCACAUUCUUUUUUGUAGGCACAGCGAUUCUGCUCAAGUCGUUCCCGUUUCUAUUAAACAGCGUAGGAGUCCAUGGAACAUACACCAUAUAUUCCUGUAUAAUAUUAUAUUGUUUAGUGAUAUUGUAUUUCUAUUUACCGGAAACUAAAGAUAAGACUUUGCAAGAGAUAGAAGAAGAAAUGAUAGGCAAACCUUGCAGCUCGGACGAAAUGAAAUCAGUUCAGCAGACGUUAUUAAAUGAACCUGUAAUCAACGAAUAGUUAUAGGUUAACUAGACUGAUUAAAUAAUUUUCAUGAUAUUGUCUUUUUGUUUGGUUCCUAUUUAAAUAAUUUAGUAUUAAAUUCUUUUCACGUUCCUAAAGUGUACGUACAACUCGAUCAAGAGAGAAUAUUCAGUUAAAUCUUGUUACAGAUGAACUACAUUGAAUCGCUUGUUCCGAUUUUUGCCAUGUUGGAAACUAUGAAGUUGAACGAUGGUGGCACCCACUUCUCAAUGUGUUGCGUGGGACGGUUCAGUGUAGUUCAUCUAAAUUUUUUUUGACUUCAGAGAGUCGUUAGUUCAAUGUUUGCUCCAUAGAUAUUUAUCAAAAAAUCUGUUGUCAAGUUACAAGAUGUAGCCUCUUUCUUUGGAACAAUGACAUCUUAGGAGUAUUCAUAAUUAUGCAGCGUCUUUGUCUAGAAAUUCCAUUGUAAAUUGUUUCAAUGGAACACUAUCGUGUAUGGCAACAAUAAUGUACCAAGUAUUAGUAGGUACCCUAAGUACCUAACUCAUUAAGUUCAUCAAACUUUUCUUAGGUACAUAUUAUCUAAAUAUACUAGAUGUUACCAAUCCGUGCGAUGUGGGAAUCUUUGGGGGAGGCCUAUGUUCAGCAGUGGACGUCCUGUGGCUGAAAUGAUGAUGACUAGAUGUUGGUUUUCAGCAUAAUCCCUCAUAUGUACCUAUGUGAAUAUUUUUAUGAAUAAGUGGUUCUUUGAAGUGUAUUGGUACCUUAAAAUAAAUAUAUGCAUAAUUCAAUGUGAUAGUAGGUGCGAUUUUACAAAAGUGAAGGAAUUUUGAAUAACACAUUUUAAACAUCUGACAAUCGCAUUUUAGGUUUAUUUACGUUUAUUAUUUCAACCUAACUAGAAUAAGUUAUUCAUUAGAAUAUCACAAUAAUUUGUCAAAUUAUUUUAUUAU
Messenger RNA from Ostrinia furnacalis (Asian corn borer), 2554 nucleotides. RefSeq names its product facilitated trehalose transporter Tret1-like. The transcript is spliced from 4 exons. Gene Ontology annotation, molecular function: transmembrane transporter activity. Gene Ontology annotation, biological process: transmembrane transport. The record is from RefSeq and is a predicted model, not a curated record. Gene Ontology annotation, cellular component: membrane. Lineage: Eukaryota; Metazoa; Arthropoda; Insecta; Lepidoptera; Crambidae. The coding region runs from base 159 to 1637 and encodes 492 amino acids.